AUGACCUCACAAGACAACAAUGCCUGGUCAAUACUUGCAAUCACAGGAUCCUGGUGUUUUCUGGCGGUCAUUGUGGUGGCCAUGCGAGUCUACACACGACUUGUCAUGGUCAAAUACUUAGGGUGGGACGAUAUCUUUGCCGUCAUAACGAUGAUUCUCGGCGUUGCGAUCUGGGGUUGUUUCGUGGGAGAAUCACACUGGGCUCUUGGACGGCACUGGCAAGAUAUCACUCCGGAAAUGCUGGACAUGUACAGCAGAUGGCAGUUUGCACAUGGGCUGAUUAUGGUGUGGGCGUUGCACGGCAUGAAGGUUGCAUUCGCGAUCUUCCUGUUCAGAAUCAACAGCGGCAAACUCUUCAGAAGGACUCUCUUGACAGUCAUGUGCUUCAUGACUGUAUAUACGACUGUCUCCUUCUUCACCACUCUCUUCAGCUGCUUCCCUGUCUCAGAUGCUUGGAAUGGCAGAAAAGGCAAUUGUAUUUCUCUCGAGACAUUUCGAGGUCUAGCCAUGGCAUAUAGUAUUCUCGGAAUGCUUACAGAUGCUUUCUUGGCUCUGGUUCCAGUUCCAAUCAUUCACGGAAUGCAACUCAAUGUUCGCACCAAGAUCUGCCUGUUUCUCGCUUUUGGCAUGGGACUCGCGGCAGUAAUCUGCGGUGCGAUCAAGACAUACCAUCUAUGGACUUACUUCGAAGAUCGCGAUCGUCUAUAUUACAACAGCUACUUCGUCUGGGGAGCUCUCGAAGUAUAUGUCGGGACCAUUGCAGCAUGCUUGACUAGCUUGAGACCUCUCAUUGCGUCUUUCCUCGACAAGGCCAAGUCU
Messenger RNA from Aureobasidium melanogenum CBS 110374, 819 nucleotides. RefSeq lists its product as uncharacterized. The transcript is spliced from 3 exons. The annotation marks the transcript as partial. Lineage: Eukaryota; Fungi; Ascomycota; Dothideomycetes; Dothideales; Saccotheciaceae. The record is from RefSeq and is a predicted model, not a curated record.